AUGGCAUUGUAUAAGGCUAGGGAGUAUAAGAUAAAGCAGCGUGAGGAUGCUAGUGAGCCGGAACUGGGUUCUUUAGAGGCAUUCCUCAAUCCGCCUCCUCACACGGAAGCUGUUGAGCUCGAUAAGACUGAGCUCGAUGAGGCUGUGGAUUCGCAGUGGGAGCUGACGUCAGGAGAAUCUUCUAGUAUAGUCUCCAGCCCUAGGGAUAGUCCUGGGACAAACUGCAAUAAUGCUGGGCUUGAGCGUGGCAAGUGGCGUCGAUUGAAGAAGGAGUUGUGCCCGCAGCUGACUGGGUAUAAGUAUGGGAAAUACAAUGGGUAUGAUACACGGAGGCUGAGGUCAGAGGAAGAGAGCUUGUCGAGGAAGAGGAAGACGCAGUUGCUGUUAAUAAAGGCGGGGUAG
Molecule: messenger RNA, 402 nt
Organism: Perkinsus marinus ATCC 50983
Lineage: Eukaryota; Perkinsozoa; Perkinsida; Perkinsidae
Exons: 3
Coding region: 1-402 (133 amino acids)
Source: RefSeq, a predicted model, not a curated record